Neurospora hispaniola is the source of this 645-nucleotide messenger RNA. RefSeq lists its product as uncharacterized. Lineage: Eukaryota; Fungi; Ascomycota; Sordariomycetes; Sordariales; Sordariaceae. The transcript has a single exon. The coding region runs from base 1 to 645 and encodes 214 amino acids. The record is from RefSeq and is a predicted model, not a curated record.
AUGAAUGGACGUUAUGAAACAGCCAAAGAGUUUUAUGAGCGGCGAGAGAUGGAACAACGCGCGGAGGAGCGGUCGAGGCGCGAGUUUCUGCGGACGAUUCCCGGGCAGACGCCUCAUAAUGAUUAUAAUGUCCAUCCUCAACCUGAUGCGCCGCUCGCUACUCCGUCAUCGUCGUCGUCGCCUUUGACUAGAUCUUCUUCUCAGCAUUAUGAUACUUCUAGCACUGACAGCCGCGGCAAUCAAGAUUCUGGUCGCACAUAUAAUCCUAAUCGUCGGUUGUCCGAGAGAGUAUCUGACCACAUUGAUGGAGACGGUCACGAUUAUACGGUCCCUAACAAAUAUCCACCCUUGCGCACCAGAACCCGUCGGAGCGCAACUGUCCCAACCGAAGGACGUAAUUCCCUCUGGCGUCCGCGCCCUCGCAACGGCCUAGGCGUUGUGGCUGAAGACUCCCACUGGGACCCAGGAUUCAACAACAGCUACUUAACCUCCUCCCCCUCCUCCGAUGACGACAACCGCACUUAUGUCGACUACAACCAAGACCAGUGCCACCAAUACCACCCGUUUCCUGAACCAACCCUACUUACCUCCGAUGCCCAAACCAAACCCAACACAAAAACCAACUCGAUGAAAAAGACGGACUAG